AUGGACGUCCAAGCACCCCUCAGCCCAUCGUCCCUCUUCUCAGCCAAAGGCUUAGUAGUGGUAAUCACCGGCGGAGGCAGCGGCCUCGGUCUCGCCUACGCCUCCGCCCUCUACCAAAACGGCGCCUCAAAGAUCUACCUCCUCGGCCGCCGCCAAACCGUGCUCUCAGACGCCAUCAAAACACUGCAAGCAUCCCCGUCCGCACCCAGCAAUGCGUCUUCCGUCCUCGCCGCCAUAGCCUGCGACGUUACAGACCAGACGUCCGUAGAAGACGCAGUCGCUCAAGUGCAGAAGGAGGUAGGCUACGUCGACGUGCUGAUUAACAACGCGGGCGUCCUGGGUCCUACCAACGGGGCAGCGCUCUACAAAGCAGAGUCAAUCGAUGAACUGAGAGAUGCCAUGCUCCAAGAGUUCUCCUCCGGCAGCUGGGACACGGCCUUCAAGAUAAACACGCAAGCCGUCAUCGGCGUCUCAGCUGCGUUCCUCCCGCUCCUCGAAGCAGCCAACACGCGGCGUGGCUGGGCGAGCGGGAAAGUCGAAGGAGACGGCACGCCGAGAGAGCAGGACAUAUCUGCGUUAGAGAAAAUCGGCGCAGACGCAGACGACGACCGAAUGGCGCACAUCAUUACCACCGCGUCCGUCGCGUCCUUCAUGCGGCACUGCACCGCGGGGCUAGCGUACAACGCGUCCAAAGCGGGCGCCGCGCACCUUUCCAAGAUGCUCGCUUCGUUCCUCGCGCCGUGGGGCGUGCGCAGCAAUGUGAUUGCGCCGGGGCCGUAUCCAAGCGAGAUGACGAAGACGCUGCGUGCGAAGUUUGGCACGGGGCAGGUGCCGCAGGGGAGGAUGGGGGGUGUGAACGAUGUAGCGGGGUUGGUGUUGUUCCUGGUGGGCAAGGGGGCGCGUACACGAAUGGGACGGUGCAGGUUACGGAUGGGGGGAGGAUGGGUGUGUUUCCCGGGACGUAUUAGGUAG
This is a messenger RNA of Didymosphaeria variabile, 972 nucleotides long. RefSeq lists its product as uncharacterized. Gene Ontology annotation, molecular function: oxidoreductase activity. NCBI's taxonomy places the organism in Eukaryota, Fungi, Ascomycota, Dothideomycetes, Pleosporales, Didymosphaeriaceae. The transcript is spliced from 2 exons. The record is from RefSeq and is a predicted model, not a curated record. The coding region runs from base 1 to 972 and encodes 323 amino acids.